Cyprinodon tularosa is the source of this 2423-nucleotide messenger RNA. Its product is annotated as ADP-ribosylation factor-binding protein GGA2-like. The record is from RefSeq and is a predicted model, not a curated record. Gene Ontology annotation, molecular function: small GTPase binding; phosphatidylinositol binding; ubiquitin binding. Lineage: Eukaryota; Metazoa; Chordata; Actinopteri; Cyprinodontiformes; Cyprinodontidae. Gene Ontology annotation, biological process: vesicle-mediated transport; intracellular protein transport. The transcript has 16 exons. Gene Ontology annotation, cellular component: trans-Golgi network. Bases 115 to 1956 code for a protein of 613 amino acids.
ACUGUGCGUGAGUGUCACAUGUCACUAUAAACAAGCGGCUGUUUGACACCUCCGCUUCAACCCUCAGAGAGACGCUCCCAGGACAGCAGCUCUGUCUGCGGACUUUAGGCAGCGAUGGCGAGCGGUGACAGUCCGGACACUUUUCAAUCAUGGCUCAACAAGGCUACAGAUCCAAACAACCAGGAAGACAGAUGGGAUUGCAUUGAGGGUUUCUACAAGCAUGUCAUCCAAGAGACUGAUGGGCCACAGAUAGCUCUUCGUCUUAUUGCCCAUAAGAUUCAGUCCCCGCAGGAGAAGGAGGCUCUGCAGGCCCUCACUGUUCUUGAGGCAUGUAUGAACAACUGUGGGAAGAGGUUCCACAGCGAGGCUGCAAAGUUUCGCUUUCUAAAUGAGCUUAUUAAAGUCUUAACACCCAAGUAUUUUGGUGCGUGGACUCCACAAGAAGUUAAAGACAGAGUGACGGAGGUCCUCUACGGCUGGACUCUCUGGCUUAAAGAAGAACCAAAGAUUCAGGAAGCCUACAACAUGCUAAAAAAACAAGGUAUUGUACAGGCAGAUCCCAAACUUCCAGACACUCUCAUCAUGCCUCCUCCUCCACAAAGAACAACAGAGUCUGUUUUUGAUCAGGAGGAUAAAGCUAAACUCUUAGCAAGAUUGUUAAACAGUGGCCGCCCAGAAGACUUGGAAACUGCCAACAGGCUCAUUAAAAGCACCAUCAAGGAGGAGCAGGAAAAGGCAGAGAAAGCGGCAAGGCGGGAGGAAACUCUCAAGGAGGUCGAAAGCAGCACAAAGCAGCUCAGAGAACUGCUGGAGCAGCACACUGUUACUGGAGCGUCAUUACAGCCCAGCGAUGAUGUUAAGGAGCUCUAUGAGCGCUGUGACAGACUGAGGCCCAGUCUGUUUAGGUUGGCCAGCGACACAACGGAUGACGAUGCAGCUUUAGCACAAAUCCUGGCUGCAAAUGAUGAGCUGACGCUUGUGGUGAAGGCUUACAAAGAUCUAAUGGCAAGAGGAACAUGUAAUAAUGAAAGAUCAAGAAGUAAAAGUGAAGAAGUAACCAGCAAAAAUAUCUGUUCGACGAACCGCAGAGAGAUUAAGAGCUACCAUCUCAUUGAUCUAUCAGCCUUGGACUCUCCACAGAUCCAAAGGAAAGCUGAUUCACCGCCUUCCUUCGAAUCUUCCUCGCCCGUUUUUUCUUCUAAUUUGGAGAACGUGUUUUCCAUGGAGCCAGACUUUGAGUUUGAUGAUUUGCUCACCAAACAAAUCCAGCAGAAUUCAAAGUCAUAUUACGAGGAACUAAUGCAGAUUGAUAAAGGCUGCCAGAUGACUAACGGCAUCCAGAAUGGAAGGAGAGAAAUUUUACUCACAGCCCGUGGAUGUGGAGAAAACAGUAAUUUAUCAGAUGGAAGAAAUGUCUGGUCACAAUCGCCAACUAAGCAGGUCUCAGGAUCAGAUAAGCAACAAAAUAAAGACUCCUGGUCACCGCUAAUACUGCAGGACAGUGGCAAUCCCCCUCCUUCACUGAAGAAUAUCUUUGUUCCUUUGGAAACCAUCAGAUCAAGUCAACUGGAGCCAGUCACAUUAUACAACAAGGCUGGUAUCCAUGUGUCACUCCAUUUUGCCAGAGACGGUCCAUCUGGUCAUCCCGGUGUGGUGGUGGCCGUCAUGUCUGCGGUGAACACAUCUGCACUGGAUGUGAAGGAUUUCACCUUUCAAGUUGCCGUUCCCAAGAGCAUGCUGGUGAAACUUCAGCCUGCCUCCAGGAUGCAGCUUCCACCUUACAACCCUCUACUGCCUCCACCUGCCAUCUCACAAGUCAUGCUGUUAGCCAAUCCCGAAAGUCGUAAAGUGCGGCUACGCUACAAGCUUUCGCUGACGCAGGGCGACCAGCAGCUUAUCGAGACAGGAGAGAUCGACAGCUUCCCUGAUUGGGCGACUUUGACCUUGCAAAAAUGACUAUUAACGCAUAAUCAAGAAUCCAAUCAUCCUGAUCUAAAAUCUAAACACCGUAGGGAACGGAAAGAAAAACUACGUUUUUGAGAAAGGAACACAGCCAAGGAAAGAACGAUUACACUAUUUAGUACCACAACAUUAAAAUGUGAAAGUACCGUUGGAACCUUAUUUAAAUUGUGACUUCAAUAAAAGCUGUUACGGUCAAUCAGCUGCUUUCUCUUUACCUGAAUUUGAGGCUUUUGAUUUUUUGAUGGAUUGAUAUUGUUUUUUAAAACAAAUUAUCUUUAGUGUUACCUGGAAUGCUCUCCACAGACCAGCGGUGGACGGAACUGAAGUGGUAGACCGGUGUAAAACUUAUACACAUGGUAUUGGUGGUCUUAUACAUGAGUGCACCAAGCUCUGAUUGAACUGAAGAUCAUCAUUUGACCUCUCUGUAAAGAAGUUUGAAAUAAAAUUCUGUUUUUAGAUAA